CUGUGUAAGCAGAUGAAAGCCAGCCUCCCCCUGUCUCCUCGUGGGUGGAGUGAUUUUUGUCGUGGUCGCGGAGAGGAGCAGGGAGGCAGAAGCCUCACGCUCACUCAUUGAUACUCGCACUGAACGGAAGAAGGGGAGAGCGACUCAUACACACUUACACUCACACACACACACACACACACACACACACACACAGCAGGCUGUGAGCUGGGAUGGUAGCCGAGGAGAUAGUGGUCUCCCUCUCAGGAGGUUCCCCGUGGGGCUUCAGACUGCAGGGAGGAGCAGAGCAGCAAAAACCUCUACAGGUGGCCAAGGUACGCCGGCGCAGCAAAGCGUGCAGAGCUGGACUGAAGGAACAUGAUGAGCUGGUUGCCAUUGGCGACCAUAUGUGUGGAGAGCUCAGUCAUGCUCAGGCCAUGAGCCUCAUCGACAGGGAGAGCGCCAUACUCAACCUGAGGGUCAAAAGAGCCCCUUCUGGAUUCCACUCCUCGUCCUACUCUGGUUGCUCCUCCGUGAGGGUCCUGUCCCCCCCCGCGGGCCCCUUGCCCUCCCACCGUUCCUCCAUCCUCUCACCCACCGGGAUACCCAGGGGCAUCACGUCCCCUCCAGACAGCGAGGCUUACUAUGGAGAGACAGACAGCGACGCAGACACACAGUCACUGACGCUACGCCGCCCACGCCGUACACCUCCUCACGCACGCUCACCUGCUCGCUAUGACAACCAGGAGGAGGAGGAGACGUCAGAGAUGAGCGGGUAUGAGAGCGCCACAGAUGCAGGGGUUUCCAUGCAGGGGCAGUGGGAAGGUCAGUGUCUUCCUGGCGUCCCUCGCAGAGAGCUCAUCUACCAGCCUCCCCAGACCGAGUGGAUCACUCCAGCACACACCCCGCACACUCUGACCCCUCGCACGCUCACGCCGACCCCUGACAUGGGCUUGAUGGAGGCGGAGGGCGAAGUGGACAGCGGCUUCCAGGAGGCGGGGGGGCCCUGCAUCGGGAUGACCUGCCCGCCGCUCGUGUCUCCUGAGCGGGCGAAGGAGGCUCUGAUGUCGGGCUCUGGGAAACAACUGGUGCCCAUGGUUGGACCACAGCUGACCCCAGUCAGCGACGAGCUCUCCACCACCUACAAGGAGAAAGCACGGCAAGCCAAGUUGCAGCGUGGGGAGAGCGUGGUGGAGAAACAGGUGAAAGAGGCUCGCACUAAAUGCCGCUCCAUUGCUUCUUUGCUGACUGAUGCGCCCAACCCCAACUCGAAAGGGGUGCUUAUGUUCAAGAAGCGCCGGCAGAGGGCCAAGAAGUACACGCUGACCUGCUUCGGCAAAGCUGAGGGAGACAGAGGAGCGGACACAGAAGGAGACACAGGAGGGGAGACGGAGGAGGAAGGAGGAAGCUCCAUCCUGAGCGGCUCAGAAGUUGAUGAAGAGGGAUUCUCAACAUCGUAUGACCCAACGUGGGACAGCGGUUAUCUAGACCUGCUGGACAGGAAAAGCUCUGCCUGCCCGUCAACCACGCCAACUACUCCAACAACGCCCACAGCCAAUCACAGCUCAGGCCUGGAUAUCUCAGCCUAUCAGACACCAGGAUUUGUGACCUCUGUCAAUCAAAGCCCAGGGGUGGAGGUCUCGGCCUAUCAGGGCUCAAGGCUGGAGAGCGGCGUUGCGAAGCAGCCAAUCAGUAACCACCCUGCACACAUGUCUCCUCCAGCUGUUGCGCUCACCAAUGGGGGGCCGGUAGCUGUAAGUCGGGCUAGCGUUGUUCUGAACCCGCCCUCUCAGAUGCCAAGUCAAAAUGGGCAACACCCCAAUCCUAGUCCGAGCUCGAUGACAGACUCGGAUCAUCAACUGAAUCCAGGUAAUCUGAACCGCACUGCGCGCCCCUUCACCCCAGGCCCGACCUCUCGUGCGUCUGUAACCUCCGUGAUGUUUCGCCCUCCCCAACCCAAACCCGCAGCCGUGGCCAUGACGACCAAACCAGUGGCGGCCGUCUCCAUGGUGACCAUCCAACCCACUUGGCAACCAUCAGGGCCGGAUGCAAGGAGAGCGGUGUCUAGCACCUCUCUGUACAUCCCUCCGAGAAAUAACCACAGCAACACGUCUCCCCCCUCUGUUAACUCGCCUCCCUCCUCGCUGUCCUCGGCACCUUUCUCCCAGCCCGCCGCAAAUCCACCCACAUUUUCCCCUCAGCCCGCAGCGUAUGCUUCCCCCUCCAUCCCGUUCUCUCCUCCUGCAGCUCAAAGCACCCUGUUCUGUCCAUCACCUGCUCAACCCUUUUCCCCUCCAGCUCCUAUUUACCCGCCUCCCUCCACCUACAUGUCUGCUUCUCCCAUCUCCCCUCCACAUCCCCCUGAUCUGACUCAGGUCUCCUUUCAGCCCACCCAUCCUCCUCCUCCUCUUCCUCCCACGCAACCUUCUCCAUCUCCAUCUCUCCACCCCUACUUCAACGCGACAGGUGCAGCGACUCCCGGCCCCUAUGCUGCCACGGCAACUGCAUCACCACCCCAUGCUCCUGCCGCCGAUUCAAUGACGACACGAGAGGAGCGCAUCUCGGUCCCCGCUGCUCGCACCGGCAUCCUGCACGAUGCCCGUCUUCGCAGCAAAAAGAAGCCGAUGUUCUGCGCGGUCCAGAACAAAGAUAUUUCCCCGAACCCGGACUUGCUGUCAAUGAUCACGAACAUGGACGACCGCUUUGUGAGAACCCCGGGCGCCGAGCCUGCAGGAGCUGUGCCCAGUGGGGAGACGGGACAUGAGUCGGGGCCUGAGGAGGACUGGCUGAGGCUGGGGGCGGAGGCCUGCAACUUCAUGCAGGCUCAGCGGAGACCCAGACCACCUCCUGUCGCUCCCAAACCCCAAACCCCUCAGGUGCCACAGCUGGCGGGGAAGGGAGGUGAGCUGUUUGCCCGCAGGCAGAACAGGAUGGAUCGGUACGUUGUGGAGAGAUCUCCAUCUGUCGCUGCAGCGCCGUACUCCCCCGCCCAGACAAGGGAGUCCUCGCCCACGCCCUCUCUCCCUUCCACCUGGAAAUACUCGUCCAGCAUCCGUGCUCCUCCUCCCAUCAGCUACAACCCCCUGCUCUCUCCCUCCUGCCCUCUGAAGGCCCAGAAGAAGUCUGAGGUGACAAAGUCGGGGCCAGCUGGAUCUAAAGGGAAGAAAGCGGGCCUCAAGUCUGUGGACAUUAUGAGCCACCAGCCCUACCAGCUCAACUCUUCUUUGUUCAGCUAUGGCGGUGGGGUUCCCAUGGACACCUCCACCUAUCAGGGAGGAAUGGCAGGUGGUCCUCAGAAGACAGCACGAGUAUACGAGGUGAAGCGCUUCUCCACGCCUCCACCCACAUCCACAGGGCCCGCUCUCAAAGUUAUUGUACCUCGAUCGGCUACGACACUUGGAGAACCACUGUGGCGCUCUGAUGUCACAUCUCCACCCACAGUUGGCCCCAACGCCUACCAACCUCAGUGGGCCACCUCCCCUCUGUCUCCCCCACCUGCCCCCACCGCCCCACUCCCUCAGCUCCCCACCUUCUCCGCUGCUUCAAACCCACUCCAGUCCCCGACUUUCUCCCACCUUCAGCCCUCCAACGCUGCGCAGGCCAACAGGCAGUUUAAGAGCGCCCCAAAUCUGAGUCCACACGGCCCCGCCGGGGCCUCUCGGCCGCCAUCCAGCAGCACUCUACCUAACAGUGUCCCCAGGCCCAGGUUCAGCACUUCCAACCUGGGUCUGCAGCCUUGCGUCUGGCGCCCUGGAUCCACUAUGCACUGACUGGUCCGGACGUAAUAAACCAUGGCGCUAUGAGAACAUAGAGCCACAUUUUCUAAAUAGGUCCAUGUGUUUUUAGUAUUGUAACGUUGUUAUUCAGGGCUGCAGCUUUGGGGUUUUACCAGCCACGUUUUAUCACAAGAUCUGUUUGGAUCGGCCACCCAUGUAGCACAUUUUAUCACUUACAUUUAAUCUUGUUGACUCAUUUAUCCAACGCAUUUGGCUGUAGUUAGAGGGAACACUGUGUUUUGCAAAGGAAAAUGUAGUGUGGAAACCUGAGAAAAGUUUUAAAACAAAAACGGAGAUCAACGACAGAUUGAAAGGACAGAAAGAGAUGCUGGAGAAAUAAAGUUCU
This is a messenger RNA of Sebastes umbrosus (honeycomb rockfish), 4101 nucleotides long. It is a transcript of the gene synpo2lb, whose product is annotated as synaptopodin 2-like b. Gene Ontology annotation, molecular function: actin binding. NCBI's taxonomy places the organism in Eukaryota, Metazoa, Chordata, Actinopteri, Perciformes, Sebastidae. Gene Ontology annotation, cellular component: nucleus; Z disc; actin cytoskeleton. The transcript has 5 exons. The record is from RefSeq and is a predicted model, not a curated record. The coding region runs from base 213 to 3749 and encodes 1178 amino acids. Gene Ontology annotation, biological process: positive regulation of actin filament bundle assembly.